GGGAAAAAAAGGAAAAAAGCAUUCCUCUUGAAUAAAGUGGAUUCAGAGUUAAAGCAAGGUUGACAUAGCAUACAGCUCCAAGGCCAGAGAUCAAAGGGAGUAACAACUUUUUGUGAAGAAGUCAAGAAGAAGUGCUAAAAACUUGACAGUGGAGAGUAAUGGGUUCUGAAAAAAGAAUUGGGAAGUAUAGUCUUGGCAAGACAAUAGGAGAAGGCACAUUCUCUAAGGUCAAGCUUGGAGUCAGUGGCAAAAAUGGGGAGAAGGUUGCCAUCAAGGUCAUUGAUAAGCACAUGGUCAUGGAAAGCAAUCUUAAGAACCAGGUCAAAAGAGAGAUUAGAACAAUGAAACUUCUGCAUCAUCCCAAUAUUGUCAGAAUUCAUGAGGUUAUUGGCACAAAGACAAAGAUAUACAUUGUGAUGGAAUAUGUAACAGGAGGAAGGCUAUUGGACAAGAUGUCCUAUGCCAAGAAAUUGGAUGAAUGUGAGGCUAGAAAACUAUUCCAGCAACUUAUUGAUGCUGUUGACUACUGCCAUAACAAAGGAGUUUAUCACCGAGAUCUCAAGCCAGAAAACUUGCUCCUUGACAGCAAGGGAAAUCUCAAAGUGUCUGAUUUUGGACUAAGUGCACUGAAAAAGCCUAGCAAUGUCUUAAACACACGGUGCGGAUCCCCAUGCUAUGUGGCACCUGAGCUGCUCUUGAGCAAGGGUUACGAUGGAGCAGCUGCUGAUGUUUGGUCAUGUGGAGUGGUUCUUUUUGAAUUACUUGCUGGUUUUCUACCAUUUGAUGACCAGAACUUGAUGAACUUAUAUCAUAAGAUAUGCAGAGCAAAAUACCUAUGUCCACAAUGGUUCACUCGAAGUCAAAAGGAACUAAUUGCCAAGAUACUUGAACCAAGUCCUGCAAAGAGGAUAACUAUACCAGAUAUUAUUGAAGAUGAGUGGUUUAAAACCGAUUAUUCACCUGCUUGUGCAACUGAAUUUGAUCAGAUCAUUGACUCGGAUGAUGAUAGUGCUGCAUCUGAUUCAACUGAGGAGAAAACCGACAAGUCAACGAUACCCAAGUCCUCAAGUUUCAUUAAUGCGUUUCAACUGAUAGCCAUGUCUCAGGACCUUGAUCUAUCUGGCUUUUUCGAAGAACAGGAUCACAAAAAGCAGACAACAAGGAUUGGUUCCAAACACACAAUCAUUGAAACAAUAGAAAAAAUAGAAGCUGCUGCAACCGAUGUGAGACUGUCAGUAGAGAAAAUGAACAACUUUAAGAUUAAAAUGCACCCGAAACACCUGAUGACUAGGAAUUCUAGAUCAUACUUUGACCUAUCAGCCCAGGUGAUAGAAGUUGCUCCCACUCAUUGUGUUGUAGAAAUAGCAAAAUCUGCAGGAGAUCUAAGAAUGUACAAUGAAUUUUGUGAAAGUCUAUCAAAUCUGCUGAAACCAAAGUCUGGUGUGCCAUCAGAAAGCCAAGAUUAUGUCGAUCAAUGCGACGCUAGCAUAAAAAAGCAAGAUGCUGAAUACUAUGAAGAACCAAAUAGUGAAGGUCUUCCUGGCUGUAAAUCUGCUUAAAGUACAACAAACAUGCUUUGUACAAAGCCAUAGUUUCUUGCUUUAAGUAAUUCUUUUUCUCCUUUUCAUAUAUGUCUUCUUGACAGAAACAAUUUUCUUCUUUUUUUCCAAUCUUCUAUGCUGUUGUUCUUACUAAUUUGGUAUUGACUAUACUCUCUUCAUGGUAAAGUAAUGAGUAAUAUGAACUGCCACUUGCACAGUA
Lotus japonicus is the source of this 1761-nucleotide messenger RNA. RefSeq names its product CBL-interacting serine/threonine-protein kinase 21. Gene Ontology annotation, biological process: signal transduction; protein phosphorylation. The coding region runs from base 159 to 1559 and encodes 466 amino acids. The record is from RefSeq and is a predicted model, not a curated record. Gene Ontology annotation, molecular function: ATP binding; protein kinase activity. The transcript has 15 exons. NCBI's taxonomy places the organism in Eukaryota, Viridiplantae, Streptophyta, Magnoliopsida, Fabales, Fabaceae.